Molecule: messenger RNA, 1792 nt
Organism: Penaeus indicus
Lineage: Eukaryota; Metazoa; Arthropoda; Malacostraca; Decapoda; Penaeidae
Exons: 9
Coding region: 1-1656 (551 amino acids)
Cellular component (GO): chitin-based extracellular matrix
Molecular function (GO): structural constituent of chitin-based larval cuticle
Source: RefSeq, a predicted model, not a curated record
AUGUCUCUGGAAUCACUGAUGGCGGCUCUUGAGGCAUUAGCAAUGAGCCUAGAAGUCUCCUGGUUCAAAACCAAAAUUCAGGACUUUAUGGGCCUGUUAGGGGAACCCAUUCAUUCGACCUAUGUUUGCGGUGAGGACGUUGAAGUCACAGAGAGCUUUGCAAACCUUGGCUGCGUAGUCCAUGAUUCUGGGCUGUCAGACCAAGAAGUUAAAAAGACUUUUCUCAAGGGCGCCCUUUCCCAGAACUAUAAAAGACCUUUCAAAUCAGGUGCACAGUAUCAUUCUGCAACCUCAAGCACCAUCAUGAAGUUUGCAGUCUUGAUUACUCUGGUUGCUGUGGCCACCGGUGCCCCACAGUACGGCUAUCCCACCCCUGCCCCGCCCACCACCACCCCCACCCCGACGCCUGGAUACACAUACCAAGAGCCCAGACAGACCUACUUGGUGCCCGGCACCCGCGCAGAAGGCGGUGCAGAAGGCGAUGCACAAGAGCCAGAAGCGCCAGUGGAAUUAGUGCCGAUUCUGAAGGACGAGCGCGUGAACAACGAAGAUGGAAGCUUCACCGUCGAUGUCGAGACUGGCAACGGCAUUAUAACCUCAGAGGCUGGCUCACUGAACGGCGAAGGCGCCGUUGUUAAAAGUGGACACUAUUCCUACACCGCCCCGGACGGUUCCCUGAUCGAGGUCAAGUUCGUCGCCGACGAGAACGGCUUCCAGGCGGAGUCCGACGCCCUGCCAGUGGCUCCCGAAUUCCCGCACGAAAUUCCCGAAUUCGUGCUCGAGCAGAUCAGGUUCGCGGCUGAGGAGGACGCGCGUGCUGCCGCUGAAGCCGAAGCCGCACUGAAAGCUGCUGAAACGCCCUCGAACCUGUACGGGCAGCCACAAAUGGAAACCAUUAUAUCAACGCCCUUGCGACUACUCGGCUGUCUUAACCCUUCACCGAAUCUUAAAGAUCUUGAAGCCCGCAGAGCCUCCAGAGAGUGUGAUAAGGAGCUGAGGAACAACAGAACACAAAAUCCUCCCUGCUUAUCGGAACCGUGUAUCGAAGGCAGUGAAGGUGGGAGCUCAUUAACCGAAGGGCGACAGCGUGCUUUCCCCGAGUAUAUAAGCUCCCUGGGUCUCCAACCGGGACAGCAGUCGAGGGAAAGAGUCGGUUACACUAUGUACUUGGUACUUUUCGCCGCAUUGGCCAGCGUGGCCGUCGCCAUCCCCCAGUACCCAACCCCUGCCCCGGACCCCUCGCCUUCCUACGGCGUCCCCUCCUCCCGGGGCGCGGGUCAGGUGGAGGAGGUCGUGCCCAUCCUGAGGGACGACCGAGCCCAAGAGGACGACGGCAGGUACAGCGUCGACGUCGAGACAGCCAACGGAAUCAUUGCCUCGGAGUCUGGCUCUCCCGAGGGUCCCGAGGGCGCAGUUGUCAAGGCAGGACAAUACGCUUACACCGCUCCUGACGGCUCCCUGAUCGAAGUCAAGUUCACCGCCGACGAGAACGGCUUCCAGGCCCAGGGCGACCACCUGCCCGUGGCUCCCGAGUUCCCCCACCCGAUCCCUCAGUUCGUCCUCGACCAGAUCGCCUUCGCCGCCGAGGAGGACGCGCUUGCUGCAGCAGAGACCAGAGAUUCUUCGCCUUCCCAGCUGUACCAGAGGCCGCAGUAGAUGGAUAAUCUGCAGCGUGUUAUGUACAUAACGACGUGGUGAAAAUUUUGUGAAACUUUUGUACAUAUCUAAUUUAUUCGUCAUGUGUGCUGUGUGAAUGGUAUUGUAAGUGUAUUAGAAUAGAAUGCAGACAUUG